Bombyx mandarina (wild silkworm) is the source of this 2849-nucleotide messenger RNA. RefSeq names its product ADP ribosylation factor-like 4 (gene Arl4). Gene Ontology annotation, molecular function: GTPase activity; GTP binding. The record is from RefSeq and is a predicted model, not a curated record. Lineage: Eukaryota; Metazoa; Arthropoda; Insecta; Lepidoptera; Bombycidae.
UGACGAGUGAACGCAGCACGCAGCGAAUCGCGCGAAAACACCCGAACGCGAUCUAUCUUCCCGACUGAGCGCCGAGUCGCUGCUGCUUGCCAGCUACUAGUCUGGAGGCGACCGCAAGCGGGGCGGCACGUGCGGUGCGCGCCUCGCGAUUUUACAUUGUUUUUGUGUGCAUCUUUGUUUAAAAUCCGAUCCGGCCACAAUCGAUACUAAAUUCAUGUGAAUUAAAACGGUCGAGAGAUUUAUCUACAAGAAUAAUAGUGAAACCAGUGACAACUGUGUUUUAUAGUCGAUGAGAUCAACGAUUGCAAGACGGUGGCUUAUUGACAAGUGAAACUCUCCAACGUCCCAUUCAUUCAUAAGUUGGAUAUUGUUUGUAUGUUCUGUUUGUGGAUUAUAAACGUGAUAUUAUAAUAGUGUAUGCAAAUCAAUAACCCCAGAGUGAUAGCCGAGCUCCGAGUCAGCAAAAGCUUCUGUCCUGUGGAUGAAUAUACGCUUGCAUAUUGAUUGGUUUAGUAUCUGGAUUCACUGGAUUUUUAGCCUCUUGAUAUUGUGAAUACAAGCAGAAGAAGUAUUGAAAAAGGUAUUUUGACACAAAAACUUUGAGACUGACCAGCGGGGCUAGGGGCGGCUACGACAUAUUUGCUUCAGUUUACUCGUAGAACACCCGUUCGUGAUGAUGCGAUUAUACGACAGUGUAAGAUAGAAGCCGUAUAGCCACGCAGUAUGGGUGCGAAUAUGGGCAAAAACUCGAGCCUACUUGACGCGUUGCCUACCGCUCAGGGCACGCUCCACGUCGUCAUGUUGGGCCUCGACUCCGCAGGGAAAACUACUGCACUAUACAGACUCAAAUUUGAUCAAUACUUAAACACCGUCCCCACUAUUGGAUUUAACUGCGAAAAGGUUAAAGGCACCAUUGGAAAAUCGAAGGGUGUGAACUUUCUAGUUUGGGAUGUUGGCGGCCAGGAAAAACUAAGACCUCUUUGGAAAUCGUACACACGUUGUACUGAUGGUAUAAUUUUCGUAUUAGACUCUGUCGACGUUGAACGAAUGGAGGAAGCGAAAAUGGAACUAAUACGAACGGCAAAAUCGCCAGAUAAUGCAUGCGUGCCAAUUCUAGUGUUAGCCAACAAACAAGAUUUACCUGGGGCGAAAGAGCCUCGUGACCUCGAAAAGUUGCUUGGCCUGCACGAGCUGGUCUCUUCUCCGCAUGGCUCACGUGACGCACAUGCGUGGCACGUUCAGCCAGCUUGUGCCAUUACAGGGGAAGGCUUACACGAAGGUCUGGAAGUGCUUUACGAAAUGAUACUCAAGAGACGAAAACUGGCAAAGCUACAGAAAAAGCGCGUCAAAUAAACUCUGACUAGGUUGUUAACUAUUACAACUAACGUGUAUUAAGAUUUUAGCAGUAAAAUAACUGCAAAUUAUUAUCGAUACUCAGAAUGGAUGAUCUUGUAUCGUCCAAAGUUAAACACCAAAUAUUGUUUUACUGUAGAUAUAAAAAAACAUCUUAUGAAUUAUUCCAUCAUGGAGUUGCUCAACUAUAUUGAACAUUGUUUUGUGAAACGAAUUCUGUAAAAUUAAGUUAAAUAUUAACUACUAGUCAUUUUCGUUUGAAAAUAACUAGGUGGAAACUAGUGGGCUUAUUUUAAACACUUCAUUUGUAUUGACUAAAAAUUGAUAGUACUAAUACUAUUCAUGCUUAGCUUUUUAGGCAAAAAAAAACACUAAAAUAUGCUUGUUUUCAAUUAUUGGCUCAUUCACGACUAACGAUGGGACCACAACUCUCGUUUAGUUAUUCGGAAAAUGAAACAGUUGCCGACUUAAUAUUGCUUUUAUGGGGAUUAUUAAAGAUAAACCAAAAUGAAUUGACUUAAAAUACUUUGGACAACUAUUAUUCAACUAAAAUGCUAUUCGAAUCCUACAAUUAGCUUUUAGAUCAUAGCUAAUCAUUUCUUUAACAGUCUCACUGUAAUAGGUACCAUAUCAUUUAAAUGUUUAAGUGACAUUUGUUUGUGUGCUAAAAAAUCGUAUACUGUUUCAAAGAAGAAAACGUACUUCUGCUUCGCUGUUUUUAAGAUAAAGUUCUUGUACAUUCUGUAAAUAUGUUCAUUGUCUUCGUUUUUCGUCAGAGUCUGGGUAUUUUUCUUGCGCAGAUAUUUCUUAGUUCAAUUGUACAUUAUGAACUCUGUUAUAUAUAUAAAUUUUUUAAAAGAAAGACAAACGGAACAUUUGUACGACUUUUUUAUUUAUUUAUCGACAUUAAAAACGAUAAGUACAGAUACGAAUUAAUGACAAUUAAGAACGAGAAUUGCCUGAAAUCCUAAAAUGACGUCACAGCGCAACGUCCACAUUAUACUCGAUAAAUUAUUCAAACUUAUUUUAAAUUAUACUCAAUAUUGCUUGAAAUUUUUUUAGAAAGAUACUUUUCUUUAUUUAAAGAAUACAGUUUGAUAUGAUCUUCAAUUAUUAAAUUGAAGACUUAAUACCGAAAUGAAUCGAUUGAUGAUAAUGUUUUGUAUUAAGUAUUUAUUUAUAUACUCUUAGAGACAUAAAAUUAGUGAUUAAGUAAGUGUAAACACUAUGUAAUUAUCAAUGGAUUAUGCUUUUAUCCUUUUGUGUUAUUCAUCCUGUAAAUAUGUAAAUUCCAGUAGAUAUUCGUCAGUAUCAGUACCAUGAAACCAAACAUUUUAUGUGUAGUAUUUGUAAAUUUUGUUGUUAGAGCAUUUAUUUUAAUUAAAUAAAUGUUAUAAUGGAAUUAUGUAUUAUAUAUUUAUUACAUUGUGUUUUAUGAGUAUACUUAGACGUUUUUCAAAUCGACCCCGUAAAUAAAAUGUUUUCAAUAAAUGUGA